AUGACAGAUGCUUUCCCCGCCGCCCUGACAGGGCCAACCUCGAAGGAGCGCAAAUAUGACCGCCAGCUCCGCCUGUGGGCAGCAACUGGUCAGCAAGAACUUGAAGACUCUCAUGUCCUGCUGGUGAACUCUGAUGGCCCACUCGGCCAAUACAAUACCGGUGUCUCCGGCGUUGCUGGCGUGGAAACCCUCAAGAACCUUGUACUGCCUGGAAUCGGUGGCUUCACCAUCGUCGACCCAGCAAUAGUUACGGAGUCUGAUUUAGGCGUUAACUUCUUCCUGGAAGAAGAGUCUCUGGGCAAGUCCCGCGCCAAGGAAACCUGCCGACUUCUGAAAGAACUGAAUCCAGGAGUGGAGGGAUAUUACUAUGACCAACGGAUUGGGGAGCUUCUUGAAGACCCUAACUUCUUACCCCAGACCAAGCUGGUAAUUAUUUCUGGCCCAAUGAGACGCUCAACAGUGGUACCUCUGAUCCAGGAAGCAAAGCAACUGGGUAUCCCCGUGUUGUACCUGCACUCAGUCGGGUUCUUCUCUAAAUUCUCUGUGCAAUUGCCAGCUGAAUUCCCCAUUGUUGAGACACAUCCGGACCCGGAAUCAACCCAGGACCUGCGUCUGCUAAACCCUUGGCCCGAGCUUGUCGCCGCCGCAGCCAAACUCGAUAAUCUGGACACCAUGGAUGACCACCAGCACGGCCAUGUGCCCUACGUACUCCUCCUGCUCCACUUCCUAGAGCAAUGGAAACAGUCUCACGACGGCAACGCACCCAGCAACUACAAAGAGAAAACCGAGUUCAGAGAGUUCGUGCGAUCCCAGACACGCACUUCAAACCCAGAAGGCGGCGAAGAGAACUUCGACGAAGCAGUCGCCGCAGUCCUAAAGACAAUCACCCCAUUCAGCCUCCGAAGCUCGAUCCGCGAGAUCUUCGAAAUGACCCAGUGUCAAGAGCUAUCAGCCUCAUCAGAAGAUUUCUGGGUGAUAGCCUCAGCAAUAAAAACCUUCUACGCAUCCCACAACGUCCUCCCCCUCCCAGGCUCCCUACCAGACAUGAAAGCCCAAUCCGCAGACUACGUGUCCCUCCAAAAUAUCUACAAAGCCAAAGCACGCCAAGACGUGGAAGAAGUAACCGCCACAGUCCGCGAUCUCGAAUCCAAGCUCCAACGCCAAACCGCAAUCCCAGAUCGAGACAUCGAAGUAUUCUGCAAGAACGCCGCACACAUUAAAGUCGUCCUCGGUCGGGAUAUCCCACAGAUAAGCAUCGACAGCGAGGCAUCAACAUUGAAAACCGUACGCAACGCGCUAACGGACCCGGACAACCUAAUUUUGAUAUUCAUUGCGAUGCAGAUCCUCGACUCUGUCGUGGAUGAGAUCCAAAGCAGCGGUCGGGAAGAGGACCGCUCUGUUGAUGACGAUGCGCUGUGGAAUAGCCAUACGGAACGUAUCUUGGCUUUGUUGACUGCGGCGGAUGGAUCGGCUGUUUCUCAGGAGGCGCGGGCGCGGAUUGCCAGUGCGAGUAAGGAAUUGCGUCGGGCUCAGGGCGGCGAGUUGCAUAAUAUCUCUUCGUUGACGGGAGGUUUGGUUGCGCAGGAGGCGUUGAAGGUGAUAACUAGACAGUAUGGUCCGCUUGAUAAUACUUGCAUCUUUGAUGGGGCUAGGAGUAAGAGUGAGAUGUAUAGACUGUGA
Molecule: messenger RNA, 1680 nt
Organism: Penicillium griseofulvum
Lineage: Eukaryota; Fungi; Ascomycota; Eurotiomycetes; Eurotiales; Aspergillaceae
Product: NEDD8-activating enzyme E1 regulatory subunit
Exons: 2
Coding region: 1-1680 (559 amino acids)
Biological process (GO): protein neddylation
Cellular component (GO): cytoplasm
Molecular function (GO): NEDD8 activating enzyme activity
Source: RefSeq, a predicted model, not a curated record